Molecule: messenger RNA, 1667 nt
Organism: Drosophila busckii
Lineage: Eukaryota; Metazoa; Arthropoda; Insecta; Diptera; Drosophilidae
Gene: Dus1
Product: tRNA-dihydrouridine(16/17) synthase [NAD(P)(+)]-like
Exons: 4
Coding region: 108-1580 (490 amino acids)
Biological process (GO): tRNA processing
Molecular function (GO): tRNA dihydrouridine synthase activity; flavin adenine dinucleotide binding
Source: RefSeq, a predicted model, not a curated record
GCUGCUGUGUUUAUAAAAAAGUUUGGUGCUCAAAAGUUAUAAAUCUAAGAUAAAGUGUAGUGCAAAUAAAGAUUAAUUAAAACGACGGCGCAAUACUUUAAAUCGAAAUGGCCAAAGAUUCCGAGGAACGCAUCAAAUUAGCUGGCUAUGAGUUUUAUCGAGAAGUUUUGGGCUCGCCGCGCUAUGUGGUGGCGCCCAUGGUGGAUCAAAGCGAACUGGCCUGGCGCAUGCUCUGCCGACGCUAUGGUGCACAGCUCUGUUACUCGCCCAUGUAUCAUGCGAAUUUAUUUGCCACCGAUCUUAAAUAUCGCAAGGAUGCGCUGCAAACCUGCCCCGAGGACAGACCGCUCAUCAUACAAUUCUGUGGCAAUGAUCCGCAGCAGAUAUUGGAUGCAGCACUGGCGGCACAGAAUUUCUGCGAUGCAGUGGACAUAAAUCUGGGUUGUCCACAGGCUAUAGCAAAGCGUGGACACUAUGGCGCCUUUCUACAGGACGAGUGGGAGUUGCUGUCUGCCAUAGUGCGCACCUUGCAUGAGAAGCUUAGCAUACCCGUCUGCUGUAAAAUACGACGCUUUGAGGAUCGGGACAAGACUAUACGCUAUGCACAAAUGCUGGAGGCAGCGGGCUGUCAGCUGCUAACGGUACACGGACGUACACGAGAGCAGAAGGGUCCACUUACAGGCGUAGCUGACUGGAGCUACAUAAAAGCUGUGCGCGAGCAAGUGAAGAUACCCAUGUUUGCCAAUGGAAAUAUUUUGGGCUUGGACGAUGUGCAUCGUUGCCUGGAAGAGACUGGAGUCGAUGGAGUGAUGACUGCCGAAGGUAAUCUACAUAAUCCUGCUCUAUUUCAAGGCAUUGCCCCACCUGUUUGGCAAAUGGCCACCGAAUAUUUAGAGCUGGUUAAUAAAUAUCCAUGUCCCACUUCGUAUAUCAGAGGUCAUCUCUUCAAGCUGUUUCAUCAUAUCAUGAACAUACGCCAGAACUCAGAGCUGCGUGAACAGUUGGCCACCUCUAAUCAGCUCGAGCAAUUCCUUAGCAUUGUAGCCAAGGUGCAGGAGAAAUAUGAGCCUUAUCACAGCGGCGCUGCUACUUACACUGAGGAGGAAAUGGACAUGACCAACGGAGCACCCGCGCUGUCGCCUUGGCUCUGCCAGCCAUACAUACGCGCCUCGCCAGAAUCGCAUCGGCAAAAGAUCGCUGAGAAGGAGCGUGAGGCUGUUGAUCCGAAUCGCACAAAGCGGCAAUAUUUCGAUCCUGCUGGAAAUGAAAUCUCACGCAAACGCAUGAAGAAGCUACGUCGGCGUCAGCGUCGUCCCAGCAAGACAGAGGCACAAAUUCAGCUGCGGCAUGAACGUUGUUUAGAGUAUUGUACAAAGUGUGCCAAUCCUUUGGGUUUCAAAUGUGAGUUUCGGUUAUGCCGCGUCUGUUGCCGCGACAAGUGCUUUGCUGAGGAUUGCGACUGUCCCGGGCAUGGCAUACUCAUCAAAUCCCGACGUGCCAAGGCUAAGCAGUAUGAGCAUUCCAAGCAGCAGCAGCAAAGCAAUAAAAGUCCCGUCACAUUAACUGAUAUUGCCUCUUAAUAAGUGUUUAGUAAAUUUAUACAACAUAUUGUAGCAAAGUACUUUUAAUGUUGUUCCUAUGCUGCCGUCUACAAAUAAUAAAAAAUA